Molecule: messenger RNA, 1029 nt
Organism: Eufriesea mexicana
Lineage: Eukaryota; Metazoa; Arthropoda; Insecta; Hymenoptera; Apidae
Exons: 3
Coding region: 1-1029 (342 amino acids)
Source: RefSeq, a predicted model, not a curated record
AUGAAUAGUUUUAGCGAUUUAAGUCAGAUUUCGGAUAUAACUAGUAUUUCAAGAAUUUCUCGCACGAAUUGUAGUCGAAUAUUGGGUAGAGUAGAUUCAUUGCAAAAUUUAUUUGAACAACAAUGUAGCUUGACUUUUAAUACAAGUAAAAAUAUUACAUAUCAUACAUCUAACCAUUUAGAGAAAGUUGUAAAAUGUCUUAGCUCGUGUGAGGAUAGCAUAGGAGAACAUUUAAAAUGUAAAAUAAUUUUGAAAUGUAUAAAGGAAGCAUCAAUGAACAUAAAGGAAACAUUAUCUGAUGACGUUGUUGCCAAAUUAAAGGGAUUACUUCUAAUUCAUGAGCUUAAUAAAUAUAUGUCUUUAUCUUCUACAUUAAAAAAUAUGGAGAAAGAUUUAAGUAUUUUAGGAAUCACAGAUAUUCCGAAUAAUGAUCUCAGUUAUGAAGAGAUGUUAGACGUUAAAUAUCAUGUAGAAACAUUGUUACGAGAAAGAAUACAUGAAUUUAUAUUAAGAUAUGAACAGUUGGGUGGAAAUAUAAAGGAAAUUCUAAGAUCAACUGAUUGCAAUAUGCGUAAAAAGAUAUUUGAAUCUCAUGAAAUGCAAAUAUUUCAAUGGAAAGAUAAGAUUGAAGAAUUAUGUACUCAAUAUGAAACAAAUAUUAUGAAGUAUAAGACUUUGUUGAACAAAUGGAAUAAAUUGAAAUACAAAGAUGUAAGUCAAAUUUAUUUAGAGAAAGCAGAACGUAUAUUACUGCAGGCACAAGUUGCAGAAGCACAAGCAAAAAUUGCAAAAUUGUCAUGUAUUAUAAAGAUGUACAAGGAAACUCCAAUAACAAUUGAUGCAUAUAGAGCAUUAAAUACAGCUGUAGACAAAAAAUCAUUUAUAAUGAUAAGUGAAAUCAAAGAGAAGGAGAAUUUAAAGAAACAAUAUGAGCAGUUACAAAAUACAGAAUAUGAUGAUGUCUUAAAAACUUAUCUACAUUUUUGCAAAGCUAUUGAAAAGAAAAAACAACUAUUGGAAAAACUUUAA